This is a messenger RNA of Neoarthrinium moseri, 1623 nucleotides long. RefSeq lists its product as uncharacterized. Gene Ontology annotation, molecular function: steroid hydroxylase activity; heme binding; oxidoreductase activity, acting on paired donors, with incorporation or reduction of molecular oxygen. NCBI's taxonomy places the organism in Eukaryota, Fungi, Ascomycota, Sordariomycetes, Amphisphaeriales, Apiosporaceae. The transcript is spliced from 4 exons. Bases 1 to 1623 code for a protein of 540 amino acids. The record is from RefSeq and is a predicted model, not a curated record.
AUGGCAAUUUUGGAACACCAAGAGUUGGGAACUGGCAAUGCCAGUGUUUCUCAAAUUGAAACGCAUUCUGCCGGAAAAGGUGGUUCCUACAGUUCACACGGGGUCGAAACAAACAAGAAGGCCGUUGCUCCGGUGGUCCCUUACUGGUUCCCUGGCAUUUUUCAUCUGAUCCCGUUCUUAUGGGAUAAUGUCCGGUUCCUUCUGGUUACGAUCCAACAAUAUGGAUGGGAAAAGCCCCUCACUGUAAAAGCCGCGAGUAUGCGUUUGGCUGUGGUCGUGAACCCACCAGAUGUCGUGGCGGUUUUCAAAAAUUCGAGAUUCCUAUCUACGAGGUUUGUCAUUGAAAGGGUUCAAGCAUAUCUUCUUGGUAUUCCAGACGCAGUCAUGCCCUUCUAUGAAGCUGAUGACUCUGGCAUGGCUGCUGAACCUCGAAAGGGCAGCAACGUGGCACCAGAGGACAGAAUUCUCUUCCACCAGGCCAGUACCCACCACAAAUACUUGGCAUCCCCGUAUCUAGAUCCGCUGGUGGAAGUUUUCAAGGAAAAAUUACAUUCUGCCGUCGAGGCACACGGCAUUGGAGAACAGUGGGUCGAGUACCCCGACCUGUUCGCCUGGCUACAGCCUACCAUUAUCGAAGCUAACAUUGAGACCAUGAUGGGCUCAAAGCUCCGGGAACUCAACCCCAACUUCAUAGAAGAUUUCUGCGUUGCCAAAAUGAGUGUUCCGAUCUUUCUGAAAGGAUGGCCUCGUUGGUUAGCUCCGAAUGCGUUCAAAGCUCGAGAUCGCGUAAGAGCUGCUCUGGAAAAAUGGCACUUAUACGCAAACGCUAAUGGUGACUACACCACGACUGACGAAAAUGACCCUGACUGGGAGCCUAUCUGGGGAAGUAAGUGUGAGAAGUUCAGACAGCAGUAUAUGAACAACACCCAAGCUCUCGGCCCCUAUGAACGGGCUUGCGAGGACUGGGGCUUCCUGAUCGGGUUGAACUACAAUACACCUCCCACCAUGUUUUGGUAUCUCUAUGAGGCUCUGAGAGACCCAGCGCUCCAUGCGCGAAUGAUGGAUGAGGUUGCUGCCUGCCGCAACCACGGUGGGUGGCACAGUAUUCCUGACUUGGCAAGUCAGCCACUGCUGGAAUCAGCGUAUGCUGAGGUUUUACGUCUCCGUAUUUCCAUAGUGAUGGGCCGCACAGUAGAACAUGGGGAUAUCAAAGUUGGCGGUUACAGGGUGCCUCGUGGCGACGUAGUGCUGAUGCCUACGGACUCAAUGCACUUUAACAAAGAGGCCUGGACUCGUGCAGGAGGGUCAACUGAGAAGCCGCUUAAUGAGUUUGAUGCAGAAAGGUUCUUGGUACCGUCCGAGACUGGCAAGCCUUUAUUUUCUACGGAUCGACUGGCCGGUCUUUGGAUUCCAUAUGGCGGUGGAGAUCGCAUGUGCCCAGGGCGCCAUUUGGUCAAGCUGGAGAUGCUUAUCAUCUAUGCGUAUCUUUUCACGGCGUAUGAGAUCGAAGUAAACGAAACGGACAUGGGAAAGAUAAAACCGAACACGGGUUACGUGUCAUUUGGUGCACUGCCACCAAACCGCGCCCUGCGCUUCAGAAUCAGGAGGAAGCAAACCGUGUGA